AUGGCGGUUACUUUGUGCCAAGUGAUGGGGUUUGUUCUGAGCAUCUUGGGGGUUGGGGGGGUCAUUGCAGCCACCGGGCUGGACCAGUGGAGCACAGAAGACCUCUACAGCAACCCUGUGACAGCGGUCUACACCUACUAUGGCCUCUGGAGAUCCUGUGUCAGACAGAGUUCUGGGUUCACCGAGUGCCGCCCUUACUUUACCAUCCUUGGUCUGCCAGGUCUCUUCCAAGCAGUGAGAGCCUUAAUGAUCGUGGGAAUCGUAGUUGGAGUAAUCGGCAUUUUGGUUGCAAUCUUUGCUCUCAAGUGUAUUAAAAUGGGAUCCAUGGAUGACACAGCCAAGGCCAACAUGACUUUGACAUCUGGAGUAAUGUUUGCAAUUGCAGGUGUCUGUUCAAUUGCUGGAGUUUCUGUCUUUGCCAAUUUGAUAGUGAGGACCUUCAUGAUGAAUACCUACACCUCCUCACAAUUUUUGGGACUGAGUGGACUCGGAUCUGGGGCAUUAGGGGGACCUCUUACCCCCAGGUAUACAUUUGGAGCCGCCCUCUUUGUUGGCUGGGUGGCUGGGGGUGUGUUGAUUGUGGGUGGAGUUAUGAUGUGCCUGGCCUGUAGAGGAAUGCUACCAGAAAAGACUAGGUUCAACGCAGUAAGCUAUAAAGCACCCUCUCACAACACCAUCUACAGAUCUGAGGACAGGAACAGGCAAGCCUAUGAUGGGUUGUACAAGGAGGAUGGCAGGAGAUCCAACCAAAGAUUUGACUAUGUAUAG
Molecule: messenger RNA, 768 nt
Organism: Conger conger (European conger)
Lineage: Eukaryota; Metazoa; Chordata; Actinopteri; Anguilliformes; Congridae
Product: claudin-18-like
Exons: 5
Coding region: 1-768 (255 amino acids)
Biological process (GO): cell adhesion; bicellular tight junction assembly
Cellular component (GO): plasma membrane; bicellular tight junction
Molecular function (GO): structural molecule activity
Source: RefSeq, a predicted model, not a curated record